Candida tropicalis MYA-3404 is the source of this 1083-nucleotide messenger RNA. RefSeq lists its product as uncharacterized. Bases 1 to 1083 code for a protein of 360 amino acids. Lineage: Eukaryota; Fungi; Ascomycota; Pichiomycetes; Serinales; Debaryomycetaceae. The record is from RefSeq and is a predicted model, not a curated record. The transcript has a single exon.
AUGUGGAACCAACAACUAAGGAACUACGUUUAUAAACUACAAAACAAAGAGAAAAUGAUGAUUCCUAUAAUAAACAAAAACUCAGUCGAUGGGUGUAGAUAUUAUAGACCACCGGAAACAUUCCCAAUUGGCCCAUUCCACAGGUAUGAGAAAAAUCCAAUAAUGAAACCUGAUCCUAAUGUCGAAUGGGAAAGUCAUUAUUUAUACAAUGCAACAGCUAUUGUUGUCGACAAUAAAGUAUUCAUGUUAUACCGUGCACAAAAUAAAGAAAAAGUCUCCUCAAUUGGGAUUGCUUGGUCUAAUGACGGUGUUCAUUUCAUUAAACAUAAAAAACCAAUCAUUGCUGCUUCAGAAUCUUAUGAAAAGGGUGGUGGUUGCGAAGACCCUAGAAUUGUUAGAGAUCCCGUAUCUAAAUUAUUUAUUGUUACUUAUACAGCAUAUGAUAAAAUAACUGCAAGAUUAUGUGUUGCCACUCUGGAAGAUUUAUUCCACUGGAAGAAAAUUGGUCCAAUUGUACCUCCUUAUUGGCAAGAUAUUGCUGUAACAAGUAAUGGUAAUAAAAUCAUUAGAAAUAAUUGGCUGAAAUCUGGUGCUAUUUUCACAGAAAAAGCUCCUGAUGGUAAAUAUUAUAUGAUUUGGGGUGAUUCAGAGUUACAUCUUGCUGAAUCAAAAGAUCUUGUCAAUUGGAGUUUGACUAACAAUUCUCCAAAUCGGAACACAUGGGCUCGUGCAUUAUUCAAUCGUGAGAAUAAACUUCUUGAAAGUGGUCCUGCUCCAAUUAGAAUGGCAGGAAAUCCUAACCACUGGAUCUUUUUUUAUAAUGCUGCAACUACUGGAGGUGCAGAUUUACCCAAGAAUGCAUAUACCGUCAAUCAAAUGUUGAUUGAUUAUAAUAACAUUCAUCAAGGACCACUAGCUAGAAUGGAACACCCAGUGUUAAAACCGGAACUGGCUAAUGAAAAAGAAGGUCAAGUUAACCAAGUUGUUUUUUGUGAAGGAUUGGUUCAAUUCAAAGGAAGUUGGUACUUGUAUUUCGGUCAAGGGGAUUCAGAAUUGGGUGUCGCAAUUGCACCGGUAAUUUAG